AAGUGGCGUUCUCGCGAGAAUUCUGUCUUUUCAGCCCUCGGCUUCUGUGGAGCCGCGUCUCCGUCAACCCAAGCUCGCGUCGGAUCCCCCGAAAAGGCGCUCGCAGCUGGAACAGUGAGCAGAAUGAAUACCCCACAGGACCAGAGUGGCUGCUCCAGUAAUAGAGAACCCCUUUUGAGGUGUAGUGAUGCACGGAGGGACCUGGAACUUGCCAUUGGUGGCGUUCUCCGAGCUGAACAGCAAAUUAAAGAGAACUUGCGCGAGGUCAAGGCUCAGAUCCACAGUUGCAUCAGCCGUCACCUGGAAUGUCUUCGAAGCCGCGAGGUGUGGCUGUAUGAACAGGUAGACCUCAUCUAUCAGCUUAAAGAGGAGACGCUUCAGCAGCAGGCCCAGCAGCUGUAUUGGUUACUGGGCCAGUUCAAUUGUCUCAUUCAUCAGCUGGAGUGCACCCAAAGCAAAGAUCUAGCCAAUCAAGUCUCCGUGUGUCUGGAGAGACUGGGCAGUUUGACCCUUAAGCCUGAAGAUUCGACUGUCCUGCUUUUUGAAGCAGACACAAGCGCCCUGCGCCAGAACAUCACUUCUUUUGGAUCGCUCAAGACCAUGCAAAUACCUGAGCACCUGACGGCUCAUGCUAGUUCAUCAAACACUGGUUUCCUCCAGGAGAACAGAGGCCACAUCCCAAUGCCAGAGCAGAAGGCUGCAUCCCGCACCGCAGCUGUCCCUCUCAGUGACUGGCUCCUUGGAAGCAAACCUGCUGGUGGCUGUCAAGUUCCUUACAUACCCAGCACCAACCUCCAGGACUGGCUUAGCCAAAAGCAGAGCGUGGAGAACAGUCAGACGCCCGCCAGAGCCUGCCAUUCCUUCAGUAACGUCUGGGGCGACGUGAAGGGCUUAGAAAACUGGCUCCUCAAGAGUCGGCAGGAAAUUCCCGAGAAGCCAAGUUUCCAAAAGCGCCACAGCCCUCCUGCUGGCAGCACCGUCUCCGCGGAAGUCGGAAAGGUGGAAGAUGGGGAGCUGCUUGGUCCGGAGGACAUGGACCUGUCUGACUGGCUGCUGACUCCCCAGGCAUCGCCCACGCUGCAGAAGCCUGAGAGUGGCAGCUGGGAAGCCAGCGAGAAGGCGAAGCGCUUGGUCCAGGUCUUCCAGCAGCCCUACAGUGUGAAUGAUUGGCUUGCCAAGCCCGACUCCUGUUCCAACUGUGGAGGCAACCAGCCCAAAGGCGUGGAGAUUGAAAACCUGGGCAGCCUCAAGUGCCUGAACGACCACCUGGAGGCCAAGAAGCCUUUGUCCACCCCCAGCAUGAUCACGGAGGACUGGCUCGUCCAGAAGCGUCAGGACCCGUAUAAAGUGGAAGAGGUGUGCAGAGCCAACGAGCCCUGCGCAAGCUUCGCAGAGUGCGUGUGUGAGGAGAAUUGUGAGAAGGAGGCGCUGUGUCAGUGGCUUCUGAAGAAGGAAGGAAAGGAUAAGAAUGGGGUGCCUGUGGAGCUCAAGGCCGCCCCUGCCCCUGGGGCCUGUAAAGGUUCCCUGAGCAUGUGGCUCUGCCCCUCCGGAAAGGAGGCGGCACAGGCUACGGCACCAAAGGCCGCGGCUCCGUCCAGAGUCACCGGUUCCUUCCAAGUCAUAAAGAACAGUCCCCUGUCAGAGUGGCUCAUGAGGCCCUCCCGCAGAGAGCCUGGUACUGCAGACGGGCCUGGCCAGCAAAAGCUCACAAACCAGGCGGCCACAUCUUGCUGUCCCUUUAACGCUGCUGACUGGGUCCUGCCCAGAAAGAAGACGGGUGACCUCAGCCAGCUAGCCUCUGGGGAAGAUAAGUGGCUCCUGCGGAAGAAGGCUCAGGAAGUCUUACUUACUUCACCCCUACGGGAGGAGCGACCCUUCAGCCCAGACCGUUACGGCCUCCCAGCAGUCUGUGAUCUCUUUGCCUGUAUGCAGCUUAAAGUUGACAAGGAAAAGUGGCUGUAUCGAACUCCUCUGCAGAUGUGAAGGAAUGGCCGGCUCCACAAGCAGCUUCCCUGCAGGUGGUCACACCCCAUGCGCUGAGUGACUGCAGCUUGCCAAAUCAUUUCUCGGUCUGAACUGUCAGCUUAGUUCCUUUCCUGCCUGAUUUUGAACUAGCGAAGACAAACAAGUCAUCAGAUUCCACGUUCCCGCGUAAAAGAAGGCUGUUGGUCGAUGCUGAGAGGAUGCCGCUCCUUCUUACAGAAGGAUUGACUCGCCCCCACACUGGAGCGGCAGCGCUGGUGGAUAGGCCCGCACAAGCUUCCUUGGCUGCUUAGCUUGGGUUGUCGCGAGAAGUACAUUAAAACCCUGUCACUGGAAAAUGAGACCUUUCUGGAAUCAACUGUGUUGAUCUGUUCUAAAGCUAGCUACCUUCCCUGCCCUGUGGGUUUUCUUCUAUCAAUGGCCUCAAAUAAUGAGCCUUGCCAAUAUAGUGGGUUUUUAUCUCCCAAACUAUGUGUUCAUCUUGGCAGUUUUUUUUUUUGUUUUUUUUUUGUUUUUUUUUUUUUUUUGACAGAGUGGAUAGUGAGAGAGAGAAAGGUCUUCCUUUUUCCCAUUGGUUCACCCUCCAAUGGCUGCUGCGGCCAGCGCCAUCUCACUGAUCCAAAGCCAGGAGCUUCUCCUGGUCUUCCAUGCGGGCCGGGCCAUCCUCCACUGCCUUCCCGGGCCAUAGCAGAGAGCUGGCCUGGAAGAGGGGCAACCGGGAUAGAAUCCGACACCCCAACCAGGACUAGAACCCGGUGUGCCAGCACCGCAAGGCGGAGGAUUAGCCUGUUAAGCCACGGAGCCGGCCCAUCUUGGGCAGUUUUUGACGUUAACUACCAAAUAUUUUAACCUAUGUUAUAAGCCCUAUGUUGUUUCUUCACUUGAAAUUGAGCAAAUUUUUCUUUGUUUCUUUCUCCGUUAUUAAAAUGCUUUUAAAACGGCUCUGCAUUGUUCAGGGUCAUUUUCAGGGUAGUCUUUGCCUCUCCAAAAAUAUUCUGCAGACCCACAGGCCCAAGAGCAAAAAGGCAAGGCACAUUGUGAAACUUGAACCAUUCACUACCCUGCGGAUUACUGGUGCAUCCUGUGUCAGUGGAAGCUGAGCGUGAUACCUGGUGCUUCUAACUAGGGACAAAGUCAACAGCCCCUGCCCACAAGCGCAGCACUCCUGUUCUCCACAGUACAAUGCGGUGACACCGACGUGAACAGGCCACUUCAACACUUGUGCCUUGGGGUGUUUAUUGACGCUUUAUGAAAACUAUUUGGUAUUUUGUUAACAUCCUUAAAGUCACAUCCAUGCUUUAAAGUUUCUCUGUGGGACACUCAUAAGAUUUCCUGGUCCCACAGUGUCACUGCUGUGUAGCUUCACUGGAGUGCUUCAGAUUACACACAGCUGAAAAAGCCCUCAUAUUAAUCCCCCAGGUACCAUGUAAAAGUAUUGCAAUACAGGUGGUGGAUAAAAACAACUUUCCAAUGUCUUAGGUUGCAGGAAAUUGUGUCCUUUUUCAAAAUCUAACACACUAUACAUACCCAAAUGUAAUUUAUAUCUAUCACUGUGCUAAUGAAUUUAUAAAACAUCUCUUUUGUGUUGAUCUGUUUUUACCUCCCUUCAUUAAAAGCAUAAUCACCA
This is a messenger RNA of Lepus europaeus (European hare), 3610 nucleotides long. RefSeq names its product nuclear receptor coactivator 4 (gene NCOA4). The record is from RefSeq and is a predicted model, not a curated record. Gene Ontology annotation, molecular function: transcription coactivator activity. Gene Ontology annotation, biological process: intracellular iron ion homeostasis; response to hormone. The coding region runs from base 124 to 1983 and encodes 619 amino acids. NCBI's taxonomy places the organism in Eukaryota, Metazoa, Chordata, Mammalia, Lagomorpha, Leporidae. The transcript has 10 exons.